Molecule: messenger RNA, 1518 nt
Organism: Sporisorium graminicola
Lineage: Eukaryota; Fungi; Basidiomycota; Ustilaginomycetes; Ustilaginales; Ustilaginaceae
Exons: 1
Coding region: 1-1518 (505 amino acids)
Source: RefSeq, a predicted model, not a curated record
AUGCUGGAUCGGUUGGAGAGAAAUGAGAAGGAGGCGAAGCAGAUGCAGCUCGACAGGGAGGAGGAGGAUGGCGAUGAUGACGUUGAUGACAAUGUGGACGAUGGGACUGCCAAUCUCAGAGCAAGCCUCACGGCCGCGCAGAUCGAAUCCGCUUCAACAGAAACGCUUCUUGCCAUGCUGACGCCGAAGGAGAGGCAAAACUUCAUGGACGCGAUCAAGGACCCGCAGACAGCAGCUUCCUUAAUGGAUCGCCUGGACCGCAAAGCUGAGCGAAGGCCUCGGCUGGAGCCAUCUCCAUCCCCGCAAGGCGUUCUGGUAUCAUCACAAUCGCAGGCCGACACCGCCACGCGCCAGCCGAAAUACCUCAAGGACUGGCAGUCCCUGCCAUGGUUCGAUACACCACAAGCAGAUUCGGUCUUUCUGCAAAGGUCACCUAAGCAUGUCGACUCCUUCUUAGCUUCACUCGAGAAGAUUCUCUUGGCUCAACGCAGCAGCACACAACCACAGCGUUCGUCUGUGCCUGUCAAGCUGGCAUACAACUUGUGUGCUGUCCUCAUGGCGUAUGCCUACACCCUUCGGCAUCUGGAUGUUGCCAGCUUGUCGGCGAGAUCUAAAACACUUGUCUCACAGCAGCAGGUCAUUCCUGAACUGAUGUCUGCUAUCUCUGUGGGAGAGCAAUGCAACGACGACGAAGAGCCUCCGCCGCUCGAGCCUGACAGCCCGACCAGCUCCGUGCCAGGCCCACCCUUUCCUUCGGCCACAGAAGCUGUUCCAACAGCGAGACCUGACUCACAGGCAUCACAAGACACAGCAUUCUCCGAGCAAGCAUUCGGGGAGCUCAACCGUCUCAUCCCCUUCCUCUUCACUCAUCCUGCGCCCAACAGCACAAAAACCAUAGCAACAGCCGGCGCCGACCACAGCCGGCUACUGCUGACUUCGCUCGACGACACAUCCAUGUGGCUUCUUUCCCGACUUUCCUUGGAAUCCGAAAUCGGUCCAGCUGGCGCGGACGCCAUCGACCUGCAGCUGUUGCAAGAUCUCGCCAAGCUGCUCACGCAUGAACGCUUGUUGCCCACCUUCGGCGAAGGACAAGAGGUUGAAUCCAGAUUCUGGCUGGUGUCAAAACUCGCCUCCUUGUCGCCGCAGCAAGCAUUCACUGCCGCACAAACGCCGCUUCUGCUCAACGCCAUCGCAGAUAUCUACUUUUUCUUAGAUGAUCUGUCCUUCGCAACCUCGACGACUCAGCUCACGCAGGUGUCGACCCGCAACCUACCCAAGAACAUCAAGAUGGCUCAGCGUAAGCUCUGCUUCUAUCUUGGCUGCGCCUUGAAUGCGGACCAACAGUUCGGGCAGUCGGCAAUGGCGCAGCUUGACUCUGAGCUGCAAAACCGCAUGCAGAGUCUGCGCCACAGCAUCGGUGCCGUCAACGAAGCAGAGAAGAUCGCAGCAGCAGUCAACUUGUUCAGCAACGCCAGUACUCAACGAUCAAGUCCGCCCAGCAUCGAGGCCGCACUCUGA